UGCUGUCAACACCAGUGCAAUAUGCAUGUAAAGUGCUCACCACCAUACAUACACAUCUGUCUACAAGCCAUGUAAUAGUGAGGGAGGGUUGGAGAAAGUCUCUCUGGUACAACUCUAAACCAAUCGCUGAUGUCUGAUUUUGGAUGCACACUAGGACACAAGACAACUUUCCAAACAAGAUGUGUCAGACUAGAUUCCUCCCUAUAUAGACACGAACAGUGCCCAUCACUGACUGAUCAGCCAUCAGACAACAUAAACAUCAAGAACUGAAGAUUGCAAGGUGGCAACAUAUUCCUAAUGAGAAGGUUGCAAGAUUCAGUUGAGCUAUUGCCAGCCUGGAUGACAAGAAAAUGAAAGGCUCAUCGUUCUCAAGGAGGUGAUGACCAUUCGGGCUAGCCAUAGACUUUGAUGUUUGAGUGAAGGAACAUUUCUUGACUGUCUGGGAGAACCCAUCACAACAGUUAAAAUGGAUAUGUCCAAAUCCAGUCGCCGAAAGCAGACAAAACCAAUACGGGUAUAUGAGGGUGAGGAGGCGGUAGGCUCAGAUCAGACUCCGCCCACUCAAGGAGUGCCAGAGGACUUCACAAAUGGAAGUUCACAAGUGAAGGAAAAUGGUCCACAACAGACUGAAGACAUGCCUGUUGACCUUCAUGUGGCAAUAAUAACAUGUACUAAAUGCCCUGAAACUUUUCCUUCAAAGGAGCAUUUCAUGAACCAUAUAAAUGUUGUUCACGCAUCUGCUAAGGAGCCCAAGGUAGAUAUUGAGUCCAUGAUGUACAACUAUCCUACAGCAUAUCAUCGUCUUGGCAGUGAAUUCCAGCAGGAGAACAAGAUCAUUGCCAAUGGUCAUGCUGAAGGUGAUAGUGAAAACAUACCUCCUGAAACUCACAAUGUUCAGGAAGUCAAAGCAGAUGCUGAACCGAAGGACUUAAAUGGUGAUCACAUGGACGCUGUCAAAGAUGGUAGCAGGAUCUUUCAUCCUGAUGCUUAUUGUGAACUGUGUGACAGAGAGUUUUGCAACAAGUAUUUCUUAAAGACCCACAAAGCCAAUAAACAUGGAAUAUAUGAAAAUGCUCCAUCUCCAUUUUCUAUGACUCCAGGGCAAACAAAUAUGAUCUUGCCACCACAAGAACCUGUCCUACCCCUACCCUCACCCUACAAACAUGAGCCUGCCCCAACACCUUCACAACCAUUACCUCCAAAGAAAGAAGCUGUGGCUGCAGUUCCUAAAUCCUUCAAGCUUGAUGCCACAACAGCAAAGGUGGAAGCAACAAGCCUCACCUCCUCCAAGUCAGCACCAAUUGACAACUCCAAGAUGAACAACAGUGGCUCCUCAACUCAGCCAGAUAUGGAGGACUAUUGUGAAAUUUGUCAAAAGCAUUUUUGCAACAAAUACUACCUCAAGAAACAUAAGCAAGAUGUACAUGGUAUUGUGCCUGAAAACUCACCCUCUUCAUCUGGUAAACGUAGUCGUGCUGCUUUUGAUAUUCCCAUUACGGCUACUGUCACCUCAUCCCCAAUGAUCUUACCUCAGACUAUGGCCAACAUGGCAGGUCUACCAAAUAUGCCUAACAUGCCUGGUGUGAUGGUCCUCAACCCUUUUAUGCCGCCCGUCGCUAUCAUCCCCGCCCAAUCCUUGCUUCCCCAGCAACAAGUGCAUCCCCAACCCCACGCUGUCUCCCAGCCACUGCCUGUGUCUCUUCCUGCCCCUUCUCUAUCGGACCACGUGCCAGUAUCACUACAGUCUUCAAUGUCAUAUUCACCAAUGUCAUCAGCAGUGUCCCUGACAGCUACCUUGGGAAAACCUACUCCUUCCAUACCUAAUGAUGCGCUCAGGAGUAUUGGGGUCCUGAAUGCUGAGGCCUACUGUGAACAGUGUCGAAAGGAGUUCUGCAACAAGUACUUUUUGAAAAUCCACAUGGCUAACAAACAUGGAGUUUUCAGUGAUGACAUGAUUCCUCCACCAUAUGGAAAGUCAAUUGAUGCCCUGGAGAACUCAAUGCUAUCUCCAGUGAAGAUACCAAAAGAUGUGAAGCAAGAGCCAGGAUCUCAGAUUAGCCCACCAGGUACAGCAAGUGGGGACUCCUAUAUUACUUUCUGUAACCUGUGCAACAAGGAAUUUUCCAGUAAAUAUUCAUACAAAAUUCACCGGAUGAAUGUUCAUGGAAUGUUGAGCGAUAUACAAGAACCUUCACUUGCUGAUGGACCCGAGAUUCCUAUGUCAAAAAUUGAUAGUGUAGCCAUGAGUAGUUCUGAAGGUCUGCUAAAAGUUGCAGCUGAAGCCCAAGCCCAAGCCCAAGCCCAAGCCCAAGCACAGGCACAGGCACAGGCACAGGCACAGGCACAGGCACAGGCACAAGCACAGGCCCAAGCACAAGCCCAGCAAGCUUCUGGUGGAGCCAAAGAUAAUAAUGCUACUACAAUAUUUGGCAACAUGAUAGCUGCAAAAUUGGCCGACAGGGUUGUGUGUGAUAUCUGCAACAAGGAGUUGUGCAAUAAGUACUUCCUCAAGGCCCACAAGCUUAGAAUCCAUGGUGUUGACUUAUCUCCUCAGGAAAAAGCUGCAGAAGCGGAGAGGGAAAAUCCUUAUGAUAGCCCUUAUUCCAAAUCAGGUUUAAGUAGUACACCAAAAUCAGAAGCUAAAGACCUCUCUGCAAUUACAGCUGAGAUGAUCACAGCAGAUAUCCUUCAAAGGUCUCAGAUUCGUAGCAGUGCCAGUAAGAAACUUGAUCUUAGCAACAUAGCUCCAAACUUGCCAUCAGAAAAACCAUCAAAUGAAGAACUUGUAAAACUUGGCAUUGAUCCUGAAGCUUACUGUGAAAUUUGUAAAAAGGAGUUCUGUAGCAAGUACUUCCUUAGAACACAUAGACUGAAUAUUCAUGGCAUUCGUACUGAUAAAUCUGACUCUGACGCAAGGGAAAAAGAGAGAUCUAAACAAUCAAAGAGUUCCCUUUUCAACCCAAUGAAUGGUUUUGGCUUAGGAGGUCUCGGUGUCCUGGGUGGCCUUGGAGGCCUAGGAGGAUUCAUGGGAGGAAUGCAUGGUGGCCCAAAUGGUAUCUUCAGCUUUGCAGGAAAUGGAGGUCUUCUUGGUAUGACUCCACAAGCACCCAUUGGCACAGGAUCUCUCGGAGGACCAGGAAGCUUGUCCCCAAUGAUGCCAGAACUUGCUCGUAAUGAUCAUCAAAAUAGCUUGAGAAGUCAUAAUGGAGGUAUAAGUGGUGGGACUGGCGGUAGUAGUGCUGGGAGUGCAAGCAGUUCAAGCAGUGGUAGUGGCGGCAAGAGUAAAGAUGGAUUUCAGAAACACACCUGGCGCUGGAAGGAACCUGUCAAUUCUUCAAGAGUGUCAUGUGAAAUCUGUAACAAAGAACUCUGCAAUAAGUAUUUUCUGCGAACACACAAACUUAACAAACAUGGGAUAAUACCAAGUGACAAGUCUCCAAGCAUGGGCAGCUCACCAGCACCAUCAGAUUGUGAGACUGCGAGCAAUGCCUCUAGCCAGCCUGAUCAGACCAUCUCAGACAGGGGGAACCAGACUCCAGUUUCUCAAAAUAGUAAGGUUGACAGCAUUUCUCCCCAUCCAUCACCAACAUUAGACAAGAGCUUUGAGAAGUCAGCAAAUCAGCUGAAGGCUGAUCUCCUCAGAUUGAAGAAUGAGGAAGAGUUGAAUAAUCGCUACAUAAACAACCAGUACAGUGAAGUGUGCAAUCUCUGUGAUCGACGUUUCAAAAGUUCCAGAUGGCUGAAGGCACAUAUCCUCAAAGAUCAUGCUGGUUGGCCAAUGAUGGAUAUGUUUGACCAGAAGACUUCUGGACGAAGUGGACUGCUGGAGACACCAGAUCCCAAGGCUUGUACAGUAUGUGGUUUGGUCUUUCCAAGUGAACUUUCGAUGCAGUUGCACCUUAUUCAAGAGCACAAUGCCCAGGUCACUCUGAAGACUGAGGAAUCACAACAAAACGGCAAUGGGGAAUCUGGAACCCCUCCCUCAGAUUUCGGAUUUGGCCUUGGUUUCAGGAAACGGGUAUUCAGGGCAGAUAAGCAGAAGCUCUAUGCUUGUGUCCUGUGUGACUAUAAGACAAAAUGGUUGUCAAAUCUCACAUCACAUGAGAUGAAGAUACACAACCUUAGUAAGAACAGCAAGUUGUGUCCUAAGUCAUUCCCAAGUGAACUUCUGCUUUCUCGGCAUGUUGAGCCCCAGCUUGAUGAGCCUCUUGAUAUUUCUCGCUCAGGGAGUAAUAAGAAAAUACAAGAGAAGAGAUAUAAGUGCAGCAUCUGUGGCGACAAGUUCGAUUCACGUGUAGUAUGUAAUAGGCAUUUGCGAGAAGUUCACAUACGCAGAAAGAAAAACUUUGCCUCAAGAAACACGAUUCACAGAUCCAGAUAUUCUUGCAGUCAGUGUUCGUAUUCCACUCGUUAUCCUCAGCAGCUCCAGCGCCAUCGAUCACGCUUUCAUGCAAGUCGCAGCACAGGAGGCCCUCUGCAGGAAUGGAAGGGGAACCUGGACGAGGUCCAUGCAGAACCCAUCACCAAGAGCUACACUGCCUCUGCCCAAGUCCAAUGUUUUGAACUGGCUGUGAACACUCCAGAUAGCACCUUCCUCCCUUCACUUGCGCACAUGCCAGUUCGACAGCGUGUGUCAGAGCCCAUGGCUGUAACGUUUAUUCUUACGCCUGUCAACCCCUGACUGUUACCAUGCAUGUAGCCUUGAACUAUUGAGUGAAACUAUAUUGUUGAGUAAUCCUCAGGUACAUUGUGUGAUGUCUAGCUCCACACAUGCUGUGCGUGCAAUUAAUUUGUUUGUUUUUUUUGGUUAUAUUUUUAUCAUUUCUCAUGGCCAUUGACUUCCAAACCAACCAAGAUACCAACAUGCAUGUGUGUGUGUUUGUGUGUGUGUGUAUAUAUCUAUAUCCAUAAAGUAUAUAUAUGAGUAUAUUUUCAGUUCUCUGAAAAGCAGGCAAAUAUUGGCAAAACCAUAAUUGAUGAGUAAGACAGUGUUCUCUCUCUUCCAACCUUAAUACAUUUCUCUCUGACAUAUGUAGUAUAUAUAUAUAUAUAAAACCCUCAGAGACUCUGCAUGUAGUGUAUAUUGUUAACACCUCUGUAUAACUAGUCAUAAGCUGGCAUUUACAAGUGUAAAUACCAUAUUUAUUCUAUAGGACUUUCACUGUGUAAAAGAGUGACACCAAGCUACCAAUGCUUUACGCCAGGAUGCCUCCACAAUGGCCAACCCUUUGCCCCACCAGUAGUGUUCAACAUUGCGGGCAACCAUAUAGUACUAUCUGUGAUUGAAAUGUGUUUUUGAUAAAGAAAUUUAAUCUUGAAGCAUUUAAGUGUUGUUUUGUGGAACUGUAGACAUACUUUGCGCGUGAAGGUGUUGCACAAGGGUGACAGUGGCAUCUAGCUGCGGUCUGCUGCUGCUGCAACACCUCAGGAACCAUUUUGUACAUAUUGUUGAAGUUGAUAUUUAUAAUAAUCCAUGGCAGUGAAUGUAUCCCUUGUGCAACAAUGUUUCCCCUGCUUACUGUAGUGUUGUGAAUAUAUAAUUAUAUAUAUAUUUAUGUGUUAAACGUCUCUUAUUUAUAUUGACCACCAAAUGAAUGAAACUUGAUGAAUAUGAUACAAUGAUGCUUAUGCUUUUGUGAGGAUCAAGAUUGAUAUGUCUUGCAAUUGAUCCCAAUGAACAAUAAAUGCACACACAUCAAAUGUUCAUAUGAAACAGAACGUUUACUCUGUAAUUGGCAAAGUGGAAAUUCAGAAAUUUUGUUCAUGUUUGAACUGACUUUCCAGAUAAGCUUAGUUGAGUAGGUAGAACUAGGCAACUUCUGUCAGCGUUACAUGAUACAACAUUCCAAAGGCUAACAUUUGUCACUGAUGAUGAGGUGUAUUUUGAUGUGUGUGUAUUGCGAGGGAAGAGAGAGAAUACUGACUGGACUAAGUUGUUCUAGCUUCUGGCAGCACAGAUGUGUUCUCUAGUAUCUCAGUAUUACUUGCCAAAGCCAUUUCAAGUUUUAUCCAUAGUCCAGCACACCAGCCCAAGCAUUUAUAUUGGAACAUGGAUAAAAAGAUAACUGCUUUGCACGAUUAUUGUACACCAUAGCAUUGCUUUGCUAGUGCACAAAACCGAAUUCAGUGGUAACAGUGGAAACUUGUGGUAUGUCAAAACCAUUUGCCUGUGUAUAGGUACAAGCUUAGAGACUGAAAAUAGCCAAUAUUGUCAGUUUUGAAUAUAUAUGAAGUUAUUAUGUUACGAAGUCUUGGACAAACGUGUUUCCAUGGUUUAUAGGGAUACUGAUUCAGUAGCUGAUAGUAUAACAUGUUACAGAAAAAAUGUGUGUGCCAGUUAAUCCAUUUGUACAUGGAUGUAUUUGAAAGUCCUACCAUAUAAGCAUUUUAUGUUGUGGUGAUGCACAGCUAACGUUGGGCAAGACAUGAGCAAUAACUCAGAUUCUUUUACACACGUGUUGUAAAGUAUAGAUAGUAUCAGAGAAGUCAGAUGUGUUUGAAAUAUUGUCAAUUUUUUUAUUUAGUUAAGCUAACCCUUCUAUCAUCUACCUCGAGCAAGCCUUACUGUUUAUAAGAAUACUUGUAUACAGUUGUAUGAACAAAUCUAUUCGCCAUGUUGUUUAGGACCUGUAGAGUUUUAAUAGUGUUUUUAAUAUGCCUUUGUAAUAUUAACAAGCAAUCUAUUUUGACCAAGUUAACUUUAGAAUUCUUAAUGGGAAAAAACAAUGUUCAUGAAUACAUGAACAUUGAAUUAUUUUUUAACCCUUCUAAUCCCCAUAUUUCCUUGUUGUCAUGGGAACACUACCAAGAUUUAAGAUUAAUUUAAAAAUGUUCAAUAUCAGAAGAUUGCAUUGCUCUUCUUUUUACUGAGCUGUAAAUGUUAUUUUCAUUUGAUGUUCAUCCCUUGAAUGAAACUUGUUGAAGGCCACUGUGUUGGCCUGGGUUUGUUGUGUAUUUUAUUUCACAGCUUCUCCAGAUGUGUUUUUGGGUUUUCUGUGUGAUUCUCUAUAUAUGGCAUAUUGUGAUCUAAAUUAUGCGUGAGUUUGACGUGUGAGUGUGACAAUUGGAAUGUUGGAUUCUUUUAUUUUUUCAUUUAUUAAAUUUUAUGACAUUCUAUUCGCGUGGGAUCACAGUAGUCCAGUCAGUACGGAUUUUCCCGCCUUCAGACAAACCUAUUUAUUAUUCCAUUUAAUUUUCCAUACAAGUAUUCCUCUACCCACAACUCCCCUGUCUGCUCUCAUUUCAACUGUCAUUUGGCGUGCCCAUUAACUAUUUUUGAUAAGCACGUUUGUCUGCCUCCCAUAUCGCCAAAGUAAUCACAGGAAUCGUCUGCACUCGGAAAGUUCCCAAAUUGUUGAUUAUACUGCAUACCCCACAUGUUGAUAUCUGUGUUGGACAGUUAGCUUAAUGCAUUGUGUUGUGUGAAUUCAAAUGGGGAGAUUUUUUUAUAUCCUUGUGAUUUUUGUUCACACCCCAAAGUUGAUCCUAACCCUGUAGCACAAAACUUCUUUGGUACAAAUUUUCUCUGUGAAGUCUAGUCCUAUGUAUUGUUGCAGCUAUUUAUUUAUGACUACAGUCAAAUGAUGAGUCUCUUGUGUUUUGGGAUUGGUUUCGUUUGCUGUCAAAAAUAGAAAAUAAUGGAGUAUGUGUGUGCUUGAAAAUGCAAUAUUUGAAUAAAAAUCAAGAUAGAAAGCUGUUCCUAACAUCAUAUUGUUCAUUUUGCUCUAUCCAUAAAAAGACAAGAAAAUAGCACUUUGAUAUAUUUUCAUGCCUUUGUUGCGAAGGAUGCUUGACUUUGUAAACUUUAUUGUCCUUCGCUUGUAUGUUUAUGUUUGAUGGAAAAGUCAAGAGACUGAUAUGGACUUUAAAUCUUCCAUAAUGUCUCUUUAAAUCCUGGAAAAGAACAGUGUAUCCCUUUGACGGGCAAAGCUUAUUUCCUAUGAGACGUCAAAUCAAAUUGAUUUUUUUCGUAUUUGAACCUAGAGGAUCAAAUAUCCAUUACGAAAGAAGUCAUUCUGAGAGAAUGCCCCAAAGAGAUGAUAUAUUUGUCAGCUGGGGGUAUUUUGGAAAAUCAAAACAGAUUAAGAAGAAAAAUUAUUCUUUCUUGGUGGAUCAAGUUGUCUCUCAUUAAGAGUUCCAGGGAAAUUUGACAUAAUUUUGAUAUGCAUUCCAACAUUUUGUCCCUCAUCAAAAGAUUUCUCACUUGCGUCAUUGUAUGCAGAAAAUUGCUUUAUUCUGAAGAAAGGGGAAAGAAUGUGUUGUUAAUGUAAUUGAAUAGUAAUGAAGACUUAAGCUACCAGAUGGACAUUUUUAUGGGAGUUUCGAAAUAAUCUUUAAAUUGAGUGCUGUUUGUGUUUCUGAGACAUUUUCUCCUGGGGAGGGAGAUACAAACUAUUGAUUUAUCUAAAGAAGUAAAGUGUGCAAUAUGUAUUUUCUUAACAAAUGUCACAUGAUUCAAAUCAUUGGAUACUAUAUGUUAUUCUGAAAAUUAAGAGAAACUAAAAGUGUAUUUUCACAGGAAUAGUUGUAAUUUAGGUGGCUGGUAUUUCAAGUUACAUUGUAUUAAGAAUGAAUGUUAACACAUGAAAUAACUUGACGUCAGUGUAGAGAACAGAAUAUGUUUGAGAUGAAUAUGAAACUAAAUUGCCUCCUGUUUUUAUUUCUGAAUCUAAUGGUAUCUCUAUAGACUGUAUUCAAAUAUGACUGUUGAUUAUUUGUACCAGAGAAGUUUGUAAUGGAGAAUAUCCUGAUGUGCAGCCAUUCUGCAUUGUAGGUGUCUUGUCCUGUCUUCAUGUCCUGUACAAAAAUAUGGGAUUUGAAAUUGACUGUUUUAUUCAUUGAGAUAUACUUUCAGAAAAAGAGAUGAUCUUGUUUUUGAAAGUUUUAUUGAAAAUCUUGUCUAGUCUUUCCUGGCAUGUGUUUGCCAGUCGACCAAAGCAUCCCAAUUAACAGUGAAAUACCUCAUACUGUCGUAUAUCGUUCAACUUACACGUACCAUUAUAUGUUUGCUGUAAGUGUACAUUUAAAGACUGCCUUUGUUAAAGUUGUUUGUCAACCUGUACAUACCCAAGGUAUUAGCUUUUACUUUCAGAUGACUUAUUAGUGCAUAAUAUUAAAUAGAUAAAUGGAAUAUGCUAGCAACAUAGCAUUGUUCACCUUCAUGCAGCCCUCAAAUUUCAGCUUGGUAGGCCAAGGUCCAAGCUCAGCACCUUACCCUGUUUUAUUCAAUGCACGGCCAGUUAUUUGGUUUGUUUGUUUGUUUGUUUUGUUACAAUAUGUACCUACCCCCCUUGGUUCUCUCAUCUCAGGUCCUCAGUACUUUUCAAACUCCAUCUUAGUUUGAGUUGAGCUGUUGUUUAUAAUACUCCCAAAUUCUUUAUCCACUUACUUUGGAUAUGUUUUUUGCCAUCUUACUUCUCAGCAAAAUAAUAAAACCAAGCUUCUUAUUCCAUUUCCUUCGCUUUUGUUUGUAGCUGUUACCUGUGUGUUGCCUUGAUGUCCAUGUCACUCCUUAGUUUAGCCAGUCCCAAGUGACUUUCCAAUUCUGUGAUGUUUGUCUGCCGACCUAACCAACCCAAGAAUACCUCAUUUUUGUUAAAUAAUCACAUAAUUACACCUGCACAGUUUGAGGGCUGCAUGGCACAUGUUAUUACUGUGUAUCUUUGUCUACAUUUAGUCUACUGUGGAACACACAGUGCGAAAAUCAGGGAUUUCUUUAUUUAUUAUUUCAAUGCACUUGUUCCCAAUAUUGUCAGAACUAUUCUAUUUUUGGUCAUUGUUCAAGCGGGUCUGUCACAAUCUGUCCAACUGGGUUAGUGUGUGUGUGUAUGUGGCUGCUUCAGACAUGAUACAUGGCUAUAGUCCACAAGCAGUAGUGAGAGCUUUCGGGUAUUGGUGUCACACCGUUAGUUACACACAGUAGACCCAUAUGGAGCUCACCAUAAAAUUGUUUGUUUCUGAAAAUAUAUUUAAAUAUUGAGUGACAUUUUUAAGUACUCCCUUACUGUAUUCUAAUCUUUAGGAUGUUAAAGGAACUGUUUGUUUAACUUUCAAAUUUAAUUGGAAUUAUUAUGGAUACCACUUUUCAAAUCUGAUUGCUACUUAUCUUGCACAUAAUACCAGUUGUCAUAAUAACAUUUGGAAUGGUUGACAAAUUGCUCCAGGUCUUAACAGCUUUGACUCUGCAAUAAUACUGAAGGCAAUAACCAGCUGUAGCACCGGGGCAGAAGAUGACCCUAAUCCCCUGGAGCAUAACCCUAGCAAUACAUCCAUAGAUCAAACCUUGAUGAAGCAAGUAUGGAAAAUAUCUUCUUAAGCAAUAAUGUUGUGAUAAGCUUCAGGUAGCCUAAGGCAAGACAUAAAAGGUAGUUUUAACUUGUACAUAAGCCAAGGUCACAAUAUUAAAUGUUUCAGUGAAACAAAUCAUAGAAAUGUGUUGUAGAUAGAUUGUAUGUAAAGUAAUACUACUAUGAGUCUGAAGUAACCACACACCCUCACACUACCCUGCUUUUUACGUGUCCCUGCCCUAGGACCUGUAUUAUGGAGACGGUCUCAGGGCAGGGCCAAGCCUAUAUAUAAAUAUUAUAUAUACAUAUAUAUAAGCUGCAUAAUCGAGUGUAGCUUAACAUGUUUCUAAAGUACUAUUUAAAACCUCUCCAUGGACCAACAGUACCGGCCCAUGAUGCAGCUUACACGAUCAGUUCCACUCCCGCCAGCCCUCCCUCCCGUGGUCUAGUGCACACCUUGUUUGUACGUAUGUAUGCAUAUUUUGGUACAACAUACCGUAUUUUUGUAUAGUGGAGUGAAGUUUGGCACCUGUCUAUGUAGAUUAUGGUGGUUUUUUGUAUGCAAUAAAAGUCUUGACAAAGUA
Molecule: messenger RNA, 10870 nt
Organism: Haliotis rubra (blacklip abalone)
Lineage: Eukaryota; Metazoa; Mollusca; Gastropoda; Lepetellida; Haliotidae
Exons: 4
Coding region: 467-4681 (1404 amino acids)
Source: RefSeq, a predicted model, not a curated record